Necator americanus (New World hookworm) is the source of this 237-nucleotide messenger RNA. RefSeq lists its product as uncharacterized. Bases 1 to 237 code for a protein of 78 amino acids. NCBI's taxonomy places the organism in Eukaryota, Metazoa, Nematoda, Chromadorea, Rhabditida, Ancylostomatidae. The transcript has a single exon. The record is from RefSeq and is a predicted model, not a curated record.
AUGGGAAACUGCAACGCUGGAGAAAGAGCAGCAAAGCGACACAUUCAAACGGUGACGGAUAGGAAGCUGCACAUUCAUUUCGUCAACGAAAAUCUUCCCGAGAUUACCGUUUUCGACAGUCGUCAUGGAAAUGAGGCCAACAGAAACGGCAAAACGGAAGCUGCAGGGAAGAAACCACCCGAACAACUGUUUCUUUCGCAACCAGCAACGGGAUGGAAUGUGCAAAUAAACCGAUGA